CUUUUGUUUGCCACCCAGGCAAAAUGGCAAACUUGUCAGUCACGUGUUCUGGAAUGGUUCGUAUCAAGGAAGACCGAGAUUCAUCAAACCUUAUAUUUUCCUUGUCUGAGAUAAAAACGUUAGAAGAAAGCUAUUUUUCUUCUACAGACCCAAUACAAGCAUUCGACAAACUGUGGCUUCAUGGAAAUAAACAUCAGUGCAUUUAAAUUUUACACAGGCUUACUCUUAAAUACCCGUAUUUUAACGGAUUGUCUUAGUAUGACAUUUUUGUCCUUUUUAAGAUUGUAUUAUAGUAUCUGAUUAAUAGUUAUCGCAGGUGAAAUUUGGAAAUUAUAAUCGAGACUUAUCGGAAAUCCAGACUGCAGCUAUCUUCAUAUCACUUAUAUUUUAAAAAUAUAACCUCAAAGAACCUAAGCAAAAUAUCCAAACAAUCACAACAUUAUAUAUUAUAAUUGUGUGGAUGAAAUGGAAUCAGAAAUAAUUACGCUCGCCAAUCAAAUGUGUAGAACAUGUUUACGAGAAGAAGCAGACAAAAGUAUAUUUGAUCUACAUAAACCAUCUUCAACAGAUUUUGCUUCAAUUUUAAGAUCUUUUAUUCCUAUUGAAAUAAAUAACGGUGAUGGAUUACCAAAACAUAUAUGUAAGAAGUGUUUAAAAAUUCUCCUCAGUUUUCAGAAGUUCAAAAUAAGUACUAUGGAAAAUGAUUUAAAAUUGAGAAAAGUUUUGGAAGAAAAAGUAAAAAAGAGAGCAAAUCAACAAGCUAUUUACACCAUUCAAUCAAUGGAUGUUAGUAUCGAUGGAUCAAAGGAACAGAUUGUAAGUGAUAUAAUACCUUUGGAACAAACUUUUGAAGUAAUCUCUGCUGUUGUUAUUGAUAAUACUAAAUCCCCACCUGUGCCAAAAGAAUCAAUAGAGAACAAAAAUAUGAACAAUGAUACUCUGAGUACAGAUGAUCUCACUUUUGUAACAGAUUCGGAUUCUUCUGAAUAUGAUAAGGACAUUUGUAAAUCAGGCAAAAAUAUGCAUUUGAAGGUUAAAACUGGUGUGAAAUGCAAUAUUUGUGACAAAGUUUUAGGUUCAAAGGGAAAUCUUAAUCAGCAUAUGGCAAUACAUGGUAAAAAUCGACCUUACUCGUGUAAUGUCUGUGAUAAAAAGUUUACUAGGGCUGAUCAUGUUUUAAUACAUAAAAGGAUCCAUACAGGGGAACGGCCACAUAAAUGUUUGAUAUGUAAAAAAACGUUUAUUCAAUAUGCUACGUUAAAGGCGCAUUUAGGUACUCACAGUAAUGAGAAACCGCACAUGUGUACGGUGUGUGGAAAGUCAUUUAAACAAGCUGCUUCUUUAUCUAGUCAUAAUCGAAUUCAUACAGGAGAAGUGCCGUUUGUUUGUGAAUUGUGUGGUAAAGGAUUCAGAACUGGUGGAACUCUAAGCAUACAUAUGAGGUUCCAUUUGAAUGAGCGUCCCUAUAUUUGUAUCUAUUGCGACAAAACAUUUGUCACUAGCUCUCAUUUGAGAGUCCAUCAUAAAUCUCACACUGGGGAAAAGUCACAUAUUUGCAUUAUAUGUCACAAAGCGUUUACUCGAAGUGAACAUUUAAAAUCUCAUUUGGUCAUUCAUAGUGGUAGAAAACCGUACCAGUGUAUUAUGUGUCCCAGGAAGUAUACUCAAAGUAGUCACUUGAGAAGACAUGUCAAAACAGUUCAUGAAAAUAAGAUAUGAAAAAAUUGGUUGAUUGGAACAUUUGGGUGUAAGACAACAGGAGCUAUGAUAUAUCAUUUAAUGAUAAGACUUAAAAUCAGUACUGUUACUUUAAACACACAUAAAAAUAUUUGGACUGCAAUUAUCAAAAUAUUUCAUUCAUAUUGAAGAAAAGGGCGUUAGCAGUAAAUUAACUCAUCUGAGCCUUAUCGUUCGAGUAAAAAUUAAUAUAAUUUCUUAUUAUGUCCCCCAUUAAGGUUUCCUAAUGGCUAAUUUGUUGUAAAAAAGAAACUAUAAGUAAUAAAAUUAUAUUCGAAUCAAA
Messenger RNA from Diorhabda carinulata, 2020 nucleotides. Its product is annotated as zinc finger protein 624-like. Gene Ontology annotation, biological process: regulation of transcription by RNA polymerase II. Gene Ontology annotation, molecular function: RNA polymerase II cis-regulatory region sequence-specific DNA binding; DNA-binding transcription activator activity, RNA polymerase II-specific; zinc ion binding. Gene Ontology annotation, cellular component: nucleus. The record is from RefSeq and is a predicted model, not a curated record. Lineage: Eukaryota; Metazoa; Arthropoda; Insecta; Coleoptera; Chrysomelidae. The coding region runs from base 466 to 1719 and encodes 417 amino acids. The transcript has 6 exons.